CUAGUUUUGAUAAAACAUGGUUCAAAUUUGUCCUAAUUUACAUUAGUUUUUGUUCUGAAAGACUGUAAUAUUUAGAAAUUAAACACUUGAGGUUUAUUAUAUUUUGUAUAAACAAUGGAUGAUGAAGCAGAAACCUAUAAACUUUGGAGAAUUCGAAAAACCGUCAUGCAGUUGUGCCACGACAGAGGGUAUUUAGUAACGCAAGAUGAAUUGGAUCAAACGUUAGAACAGUUUAAAGAACAAUUUGGAGAUAAACCAAGUGAAAAGAGACCAUCUAGAAGCGAGUUAAUUCUAUUAGUAGCCCAUAAUGACGAUCCUACAGAUCAACUAUUCGUAUUUUUUCCCGACGAACCAAAAAUUGGAAUAAAAACCAUCAAAACAUAUUGUUCCCGUAUGCAGGAAGAAAAUAUUCACAGAGCUAUUAUAGUCGUACAAGCAGGUAUGACUCCAUCAGCAAAACAAUCGUUAGUAGACAUGGCUCCGAAGUAUAUAUUAGAACAUUUUUUGGAAUCUGAGUUAUUGAUUAACAUUACUGAACAUGAAUUAGUUCCCGAACAUGUUGUGAUGACGCCAGAAGAAAAGCAGGAGCUGCUGGCUAGAUACAAAUUGAAAGAAAAUAUGUUGAUGAGAAUCCAAGCCGGUGAUCCUGUAGCUAGAUAUUUUGGAUUGAAAAGAGGACAAGUGGUUAAAAUCAUUCGACCGUCAGAAACAGCUGGCCGAUACAUUUCCUAUCGUUUAGUUUGCUAAGAAUACAUGUACAUUGAAACGUUUUUAGAUAGGAAUAAAAAAUUUUGUAAGCAGUA
Molecule: messenger RNA, 803 nt
Organism: Phyllotreta striolata
Lineage: Eukaryota; Metazoa; Arthropoda; Insecta; Coleoptera; Chrysomelidae
Source: the annotation of a GenBank genome assembly